Xylaria bambusicola is the source of this 1862-nucleotide messenger RNA. RefSeq names its product FAD/NAD(P)-binding domain-containing protein. The transcript has a single exon. Gene Ontology annotation, molecular function: flavin adenine dinucleotide binding; electron-transferring-flavoprotein dehydrogenase activity. Gene Ontology annotation, cellular component: cytoplasm. Lineage: Eukaryota; Fungi; Ascomycota; Sordariomycetes; Xylariales; Xylariaceae. The coding region runs from base 469 to 1743 and encodes 424 amino acids. The record is from RefSeq and is a predicted model, not a curated record.
UUUCUUGGCCUUGGCACUCUACGGAUCACUCUACCGAUACAUACAUGUAGGUCUUGUCCUAGUGCUAAUGACUCACCGGCGUCCAUUCUAUGUGAGCGUUUUCUAGCAGGCUACGCAAAAUAUCAUAUACGCCUGAUACGAAGCGCGUUUUGCGAGUUUUGAACAACGGCAAGCUGAAAGGGGUAUGGGAAAGGGGGAGAUGAGGUUGGCAAGAGAUUCGUCCGUCAGUUCGGCCGAUGUUCACCUGCUCAGACAAACUGAACACAUCAAAUUGGGCGUUGGUCCGUCCAUACGGCUGGGUAAGAGGUCUUGGGUGCUGAUAAUGAAGGAAAUUAUAUAAGUCGUGAUGACCGCGUUCAAGCAUUUCUAGCAAUUAAAUCGUAGUUGAAAGCUUCGUCGUGGAGUCUCGAAUUUUCUCUUGUGGCUGGUGAUACCGGUAUUGUGUUCUAUUUACUUACUACCUCUAGGAUGGAUCUGAAGACGCUGACUGCCGACGAUAAGAAGAACAUCGUUGUUCUGGGCGGCUCCUACGGCGGUAUUUCGACAGCACACUAUCUCCUUAAACAUGCCGUCCCGAAGCUCCCAGACUCAAAAUCGUACCGAGUGGUCCUUAUCAGCAAGACUUCACAGACCAUGUGCCGGCCAGCUGUCCCACGCGCCCUCAUCUCUGAUGCUAUGUUCCCGCAAGACAAGCUCUUCGUGAGCAUACCGAAAAACUUUUCACAGUACACGGCCGGCAGCUUCGUCUUCGAGCAAGGGACGGCGACAGCCCUUGAUUAUGAGAAACGAGCAGUCUCGGUUCUCUUGACGAAAGAUGGCGACAGCGGCGCUGAGCUCACUAUCACAUAUCAUGCGCUGGUCAUUGCUACGGGCGCUUCGACACCGUCGCCGCUUCUUGGAUUCACGUAUGACGAGGUAGCACUCAAGUCGAGCUGGCGCUCAUUCCGCGAGGCUUUGCCUAAGGCUAAGCACAUCGUCAUUGCGGGCGGUGGUGCUUCCGGCGUCGAAUGCGCAGGUGAGCUUGGUGAACAUCUUAACGGACGGGCAGGUUGGCUGAGCUCAACUUUGUCAAACCCCAAGGUGCAGAUUACCCUCCUCAGUGGUGGGUCGAGGAUCCUACCGUAUCUGCGACCAGCGAUUGCACAAACGGCUGAAACUUACCUGGCAAAGGUUGGUGUGCGUACCGUGCAUAACACGCGAGUGGCGACUGUUGCUCCCCCCGGAGCCGGUGGGGAAGAUGUUGCGGCAAAUGCGACACUGACUCUAGACAAUGGAGAGACCCUCCAGGCUGACCUGUACAUUCCCGCGACGGGUGCCCUGCCUAACACGGACUUCGUCCCGGCCGCUCUUCGAUGUCCAGAUGGACGGGUCAACACCGACGCCGAGACACUGCGUGUCAUCGAGGCUGGAGAGAGAGUAUAUGCUAUCGGCGAUGCAUCUGCGGCCGCGCGCCCCGCGAUACACAACAUUAUUUCCAUGGUUCCCGUGCUCGGUGCGAAUAUCAACCGCGAUUUGCUAGCAGUAGCCAGUACUCAACAGGCCCAAGUGGCUGGCGAGGACAGGGUUUUCAAAGAGGAUACUCGUGAGACACAGCUCGUGCCUAUUGGGAAGAGUAAGGGAGUCGGUGCCACGAUGGGGAUGAGGCUUCCCAGUCUUCUUGUAUGGUUAAUCAAAGGGCGUGAUUACUGGCUAUGGACAACGGGAAAUCUCUGGAGUGGGAAGCAGUGGACGAAGGAGUCAUGAUGGGCUAGACGGAGCGGUAUCGCUGACUGAGGUUGUUUAAAACUCACCUUUCUUUUCCACACAUCAGAUCUAGAUCAUCACACAUAAUAAUUCACCUAGUAGAAAGUUUUAAUAGAAAA